GAAAGAGCUGCAGUCCGGAAAGAUAGGAAAAACUUAGUGCUGAUGAAAUACUUGAUAUUUUGGAUUUGGGAGAUAUAUCUGAUAUUGAAGAUUUAUGCGAUGAUGAGAACGAGAAUUCUACUUUUGUAAAUAAUGGAAAUGAAGAAGAAGAAGGCCCAGUCUUGGAUGGUAUUUCUCCAGCCCUGAUGGAAUCUUUAUCCAAUGAGGUGGAACAUGACUUCACCCCACGUCCUCCACUGAUGAAUCUCCGAUCUCAGAGAGGUGAGCCCAACAUCAUUGAUGAAUUGAUUGAAGACACCAUUGAAGAAGAGAUUGAAGAUAGUGCUCCAGCAACUUGUCAGUCACUCAAGGACUUCCAAUUAGAUUAUUUCAAGAAGAUGAAUAUCACCGAAAAGAAGAAAUGUGGAAUGGUUGAGAGGAAUAAACCCCAGCAUAGUGAAAGAAUAUGAGGGAGGGCAUGAUGAUGAAGUAUUUGGCUCAUUGUAUCCUAUGGAAAUUUUUCAUAAAUAUAUACCACAGGAGAUGAUAGUACAGAUGGUUGACUGUACGAAUUACUAUGCAAUUAGUAAGAAUAUUGCAAAUUUCAAACCAACCACAGCAGAGGAAAUAAAAAUAUUCUUGGGAAUUCAUCUGGCUAUGGGUAACUUGGGGUACCCCAGAGUACGAAUGUACUGGGAGCCACGGUUUCAUAUUCCACUGAUAUCUGAUUCUGGGAUCACUAUCAAUAGAUUCUUCAAAUUGCGUACCUGUUUUCAUGUCACCAAAGAAGAUGAAAGGCCAGCUGGAAAUAAGGAUAGGUUUUGGGAAAUUCGACCAAUUUAUGAUUCUGUAAAGAAAAAGGUGCAAUGAACUACCAGUUGAAAGCAAGCUUAGCAUUGAUGAACAGAUGGUCCCGUUCAAAGGCUCCCUGGAUAUGAAGCAGUACAUAAGAAACAAACCUACAAAGUGGGGAGUAAAAAUCUUUGUACUUUGUGGUGAGAGUGGCACAAUGUUUGACUUCCUCAUCUAUCAAGGAUCUACAACUGAAGUGAAAAGUGAAUAUACUCAAUUUGGACUAGGUGCUGCUGUUGUGAUGCAGCUGUCAGAGAGGCUGCCUCAGUUUUUUCAAAUAUAUUUUGACAAUUUCUUUAGCACUUAUCCUCUUUUUCAAUGGCUGAUAAAGAAAGAGAUCUAUGCUGUGGGUACCAUUCGUGUGGAUAGGUUUUGCAAGCCCCCAUUGAAGACCGACUCAGAAAUGAAGAAAUUGCCCCGUGGAUCUGUUGAUGAAGUUGUUAGCAAAGAUGAAAUCAUCCUAACUAAAUGGUCUGACAACUCUUGUGUCACACUGGGAUCAAACUUCAUUGGAAAAGGUGAAUUUGAUACAUGUCGUCGUUGGGACAAGAAACAGAACCGCUACAUAGAUGUUCCUAGGCCACAAUGUGUGCAAUUGUAUAAUGCUAGCAUGGGAGGGGUCGAUAAACUGGAUUUCCUUGUUGCACUCUACAGAACGUUCAUCAGAAGCAAGAAAUGGACCCUGAGGAUGUUUACACAUGCUCUUGAUCUAGCUGUCACCAAUUCUUGGCUGGAAUAUAGGAAAGAGUCGGCUAGACAACAAGUGCCUUCCAAAGAGAUGAUGGAUCUCAUCCACUUCCGUCAAUAUGUCUCAGAAGCCCUUAUUGUUGGAGGAAGACAACCUACAAAGAAGAGAGGAAGGCCUUCUUCCACUGAAGAAGCAACAACUGCACCACUACACCACAAACGAGUUGCAGCUAUCAAACCAGUGAUGGAAGUGAGGUAUGAUGGCAUGCACCACCUACCUGAAGUGAGUGAAAAAGAAUGGCAAGAUAGGUGCAUGAAUGAAGGAUGCACAG
Molecule: messenger RNA, 1850 nt
Organism: Nilaparvata lugens (brown planthopper)
Lineage: Eukaryota; Metazoa; Arthropoda; Insecta; Hemiptera; Delphacidae
Product: piggyBac transposable element-derived protein 3-like
Exons: 2
Source: RefSeq, a predicted model, not a curated record